Talaromyces atroroseus is the source of this 2091-nucleotide messenger RNA. RefSeq lists its product as hypothetical. The coding region runs from base 1 to 2091 and encodes 696 amino acids. The record is from RefSeq and is a predicted model, not a curated record. The transcript is spliced from 5 exons. NCBI's taxonomy places the organism in Eukaryota, Fungi, Ascomycota, Eurotiomycetes, Eurotiales, Trichocomaceae. Gene Ontology annotation, molecular function: oxidoreductase activity.
AUGGACCAACGUGACACGUGGUUCCGCAACCUCGAGGGCCGAAUCUUCAAGAUUAAAGCACUCAACAUGUCAAUCAAAAUGGAGGAACAACUGACAGAAAUUACGGACCCUAGAAUAGCACAGAUGCACGUCUUGACUCAUGUGCGCGUACAAGAAACUGGAUCUAGGGUGAUGGUCAAGAUCCGAUAUGAUCUCAACCCUGAAGAAUUUGGGAUAGAGGAUGUCGAGAAGAACAAAGCGAUUGUCGACCGUCACAUUGACUGGAAAAUCGACAUCAUGGACCAGCUAGCUGACAUCGGACAUGGACCAGAGCACAUGCAUAGUGUCCGCUACAAACAAGGCCCGACUUUUGCAUAUCCUGGGGGCUACGGUUUUGUUAUGGUCAUGAAGCAAGCGCCUGGUGAAGAUGUCGAAAAGAUCAGAAACCAACUCUCAGGCGAAAAGCUUCAUAGCAUCCGGAAGCAACUCGCUUACAUACUGAACGAAUUGGCGAGAUCAGACUCCGAGAGUGCACCACGGCCGGCAGGCUCGCUGCCUUAUCACUCCCGUAGACAUUAUGUCGAAAACGAGCCUACGCCUCGUCAAUCUCCUCAGCGUCGCGGACCACGAACACUUUCGUAUGUCGUACCCCGGGAGAUAUUAUCUGGGUCUCGUGGAUCCCCUCUGAGUGCUAGGCCACAAGUACCGCGGGAAUCACCGUCGGGCGCUGUAGAAGGCUUGUCUGAUCUGCUACAGGCGGCAACAACGGACGAAAUGAGUGGAAUAGCCGGACGAGGUGGAAGAGGUGGACUAUCUUCCUCAGGACCAGAGGAGCACAUCCCAAUGGCAGCCGCAACUGUCCAGCGUCAGCCGGAUAUCCAGUAUCAUCCCGAUUAUCCAAAGUAUGCGGAUCGCACCGCAAGACGCCUGGAGUCGGAGACUCUACCUAAGGUUUUGCCACCGGGACUGCCACAGCAGCUUGCUGCAUCUUUUGUUUGGGAUGGCAAGGAUAUCCAGGGACGCGAUGACUGGGUUGUUGUUCUGAGUGACCGUGACGUGGAGGAGAUUGACCAAGCGUUGAACCAUUUUAAAGGUAACCAAUUUGCGUUUCCAAGUCAAUAUUGUAUCACUGAUGGCUCCUCAUCAGCAUUGAACCUAUCUCUUGGCCACAUCAAUCAAACAACCUUUCCGUUACCAAUUCUCCAUAAUCUGCUACGGGAACAGUCACGGAAUAUUCAUUUUGGUCGAGGGUUCUUUGUUCUCCGUGGUAUACCAGUAGACAAAUACUCCCGGGAAGAUAAUAUCAUUGUCUACACUGGUGUCUCAUCCCACGUAGCCGAUCUUCGAGGCCGGCAAGAGAAAAGGAACGCCGCAGAGGGGCAGACAGUGGUCCUCUCACAUAUCAAAGAUCUAACUCCGACGUACAGCAGGGAGUCGAUUGGAGGUCCUGCGGCUACAAAUGAUAAGCAAGUAUUCCAUACUGACUCAGGAGACAUUGUGUCUCUGUUCUGCCUCGAGUCAGCAGCGGUGGGCGGCGAAUCACAGCUAGCAAGUAUCUGGAAUGUCUAUAAUAUUCUGGCAAAAAACCGUCCGGAUCUCAUUCACACAUUGACGGCCGACUGGGUGCUUGAUGGGUUUGGUAAUCCCGUGACUCCGUAUACCCUGAGACCUCUCCUCCAUUACCAGCCCACAACAGCCGAAGCACCAGAACGACUUAUAGUGCAAUAUGCUCGACGAUACUUUACUGGAUUUUCAGGCCAGCCACGAUCGGCCGAUAUUCCACCGAUAACUGAAGCCCAGGCAGAGGCAUUAGAUGCUCUGCAUUUCCUCGGCGAAGAGCAUAGCGUUCGGCUAGAUUUCCAGAAGGGAGAUAUCCAGUACGUAAACAACUUGGCAAUUUUCCAUGCACGAGAGGGAUUCGAAAAUGCUCCGAAAAAAGAACGUCAUCUUCUUCGCCUAUGGCUCCGAGAUUCGGAAUAUGCUUGGAAGACACCCGAACGGCUACAGAACCGCUGGGACGAGAUCUACAAAGAUUUGUCGGCGGAGGAGCAGAAAUUCCCUCUCGAGCCGACACUGAGAAAUGUGCUUGUGGCCAAAUCUGCAGUGAAAUAG